Gigantopelta aegis is the source of this 551-nucleotide messenger RNA. Its product is annotated as pregnancy-specific beta-1-glycoprotein 1-like. The record is from RefSeq and is a predicted model, not a curated record. Lineage: Eukaryota; Metazoa; Mollusca; Gastropoda; Neomphalida; Peltospiridae. Bases 114 to 551 code for a protein of 145 amino acids. The transcript has 3 exons.
UCUCCUAGUUCGUAAACUAAAAUCAAGAACGCGUAUAGAACGUCGCCCGACAUUUUGCAGCCAUUUAGCAAACGAUGAAACGAAUACAUUUAUUACAAGCAUAACUGUAACCUAUGUCCCAGAAAGAGAGCAUGAUGGGAAGUACGUCUACUGUUCAGCCAGGAACAGUGAGAUGGGGAAACAACGACGAGGUGACCUCCAACAAAAUACGUCUCGUCGUUCAGUAUGGGCCUCUAAAAACUGACAUAAAUUUCGACCCUGCUGAAGUCGCCUACACGGUAGGUGAAACUGGAUCACUGACUGUGAACUGUUCAGUAGACUGCAAGCCGAGUUGUAUAUACACCUGGACCUACCUGGAAAGAGGUAUCGCCACAGGAAGUCGUCUUUCUCUGACCCACAUCACCGAGCAAGAUGCUGGCUAUUACAAGUGCACGGCGAGAAAUCCAGGAUCUGGGAUCACUGCUGACAAAUAUUUCAAACUGCACGUGGAGAGUAAGUGGUCAAAGGCUGUGGUAGAAAACAUGUACGAACAAUUAUGUUACCUAUGUUGA